Messenger RNA from Tinamus guttatus (white-throated tinamou), 958 nucleotides. The record is from RefSeq and is a predicted model, not a curated record. Lineage: Eukaryota; Metazoa; Chordata; Aves; Tinamiformes; Tinamidae.
AUGGAUAAGCUGUACCUCGUGGGGAGCAACUUAUGGACGAUCAACAGCUCGCUGGGGAACGGCAGCCUGGUGCUGGAGAACCAGACGUCCAAGAGGAACAGCACCACCGACCCGCUGAAGAGGAACGAGGACAUGGCCAAGGUGGAGGUGACGGUGCUCUGCCUCAUCCUGUUCCUGGCCCUGAGCGGCAAUCUCUGCGUGCUGCUGGCCAUCCACACCACGCGGCAGAAGCACGCCCGCAUGUACUACUUCAUGAAGCACUUGAGCAUUGCUGACCUGGUGGUGGCCGUCUUCCAGGUGCUGCCCCAGCUCAUCUGGGACAUCACCUUCAGGUUUUACGGGCCGGACUUCCUCUGCCGCCUGAUCAAGUACCUGCAGGUGGUGGGGAUGUUCGCGUCCACCUAUAUGCUCCUGCUGAUGUCCCUGGACCGCUGCUUGGCCAUCUGUCAGCCGCUGAGGUCUCUGCACAGGAGAGCUGACCGCGUCUCCGUCCUCCUCACCUGGCUGCUCUGCCUGCUGGUCAGCAUCCCUCAGAUCCACAUAUUUUCCCUGCGGGAUGUGGGUAAUGGGGUCUAUGACUGCUGGGCAGACUUUAUCCAGCCCUGGGGCCCCAAAGCCUACGUGACCUGGAUCACGCUCAUGGUGUACAUCAUCCCGGUGCUGAUGCUGAGCAUCUGCUACGGCCUCAUCAGUUUCAAAAUCUGGCAGAACGUGAAGCUCAAAACGGCUCACGGGCCCAGCAUGAGCCUGAGCUCCAGCUCCCGCGGCGGGACGGCCUUUGCCAGGGUGAGCAGCAUCCGGCUCAUCUCCAAAGCCAAGAUCCGGACAGUCAAAAUGACCUUCAUCAUAGUGCUAGCUUUCGUAGUGUGCUGGACUCCCUUCUUCUUCGUGCAGAUGUGGUCCGUGUGGGACACGAACGCGCCGCACGAAGGUACGUCCUCUCCUUCCCUGCCUGCAG